Messenger RNA from Pedinophyceae sp. YPF-701, 1164 nucleotides. NCBI's taxonomy places the organism in Eukaryota, Viridiplantae, Chlorophyta, Pedinophyceae. The record is from the annotation of a GenBank genome assembly.
AUGUCGGACGUAGGCAAGAGCUCGGCAAGUGCAGCCGACGACGCGGGCGCUGAGCGGCCAGAUGCCAGUCAUGCUGAACGCCCAGAGAGAGAGAGCCGCGAAGAUGACUCCAAGGUGUUACACGCCGCGCGUGACGCGGGGUCGAGUGCAGCGGCGCGCGACUCGGCCGCGGAGGGCGCCCCUGAGAGCAGGCAGAACACGAGCGCGUCAUCGUCGAGCGCGGACUCUCUAGACGCCGAGGAAAUUGCGGCGCAGCUGGCUGCGCUCGGACUGACCGGGCCUCCCGAGCGGGAACCGUUGCUGGAGUCCUUCGACCUCGAGGGCGUUGCAUCGUACAUCGCGGCGGGAAAGGCCAAAAACAUAGUGGUGAUGGUUGGGGCAGGCAUCAGUGUUGCUGCCGGGAUACCGGACUUUCGAUCACCGGGAACCGGACUGUAUGACAAUCUCCAGAAGUACGAUCUUCCACGUCCCACUGCCGUUUUUGAGAUCGACUACUUCCGCAAGCACCCCCAGCCGUUCUACAUGCUGGCAAAAGAACUGUUCCCCGGGCAGUACAAGCCAACGGCGACGCACUACUUCAUCCGCCUGCUGCACGAAAGAGGGCUCCUCAGGCGCUGCUUCACCCAGAACAUUGACUCGCUGGAAGUGGAGGCCGGGCUGCCGAAGGAGAAGCUGGUUGCCGCUCACGGCAACUUCGACUCAGCUGCCUGCAUCGACUGUCGCAAAUCAUACGCGACGGAGGAGGUGCGGAAGUACGUGGAAGAGCAGAGGCCCAUGCACUGCUCCGAGUGCGAGGGGCUCGUGAAACCAUGCAUCGUGUUCUUCGGCGAAGACCUUCCCCGACGGUUCUUUCAGCUGGCACAGCAGGACAUGCCGGCGUGCGACUUGCUCAUCGUGAUGGGCACGUCUCUCGUGGUGCAUCCAUUUGCCUCUCUGAUAGGUCAUGCCAACAUCGACACCUGUCCACGGCUGCUGAUCAACCGAGAGAAGGCGGCAGAGCUCUCAGUCGUCCAGCACGCUGCCGGAGUCAAGGGGGGGUUCUGGUGGGGGGACAGGAAUCACAGGGAUGCGCUGUUCCUGGGAGACUGUGACGAAGGCGUAAGGAGGCUGUGCGCGUGCCUCGGGGAAGACUGGGUGGCGGAGCUUGAGGAACUGCAAGCCUAG